Cyprinodon variegatus (sheepshead minnow) is the source of this 3627-nucleotide messenger RNA. RefSeq names its product phosphoinositide-3-kinase regulatory subunit 2 (gene pik3r2). The transcript is spliced from 16 exons. Gene Ontology annotation, molecular function: 1-phosphatidylinositol-3-kinase regulator activity; protein binding. The record is from RefSeq and is a predicted model, not a curated record. Gene Ontology annotation, biological process: phosphatidylinositol phosphate biosynthetic process; insulin receptor signaling pathway. NCBI's taxonomy places the organism in Eukaryota, Metazoa, Chordata, Actinopteri, Cyprinodontiformes, Cyprinodontidae. The coding region runs from base 622 to 2796 and encodes 724 amino acids. Gene Ontology annotation, cellular component: phosphatidylinositol 3-kinase complex.
CUGAGCUUAGGGACAGGCAGUUAUGAACAGAAGCUCUGCGCAGUUCACUGUUAAAUCAGAGCUGCUGUAGAUUCUCACCCACCGAGGAAACUGGAGCUGUCUGCCGGGAGCCGCACACUUCCUCACGGAGGCUUUAACUCCGAUGAAGCGGCGCUGCAGAGAGAGGUCAGUCGUCAAUCCUUCCCGUUAAUUUGAACGCAUUCGAAGAAACUACGGAGCUUUCCGCUCCACGUUUUCCUCCCAACUUAGACGUCUGUUUGGAGCGUGGAGAUCCAGCGACGCCAUCCUUCACCACAGCAACCAAAGCAGUGCCGGAGUUGAGUUUUUUUUGAAGGAGCAUGUUGCCGACGCUCUCCCUCUGCUCCAUCAUUUGGCUCAACCGGGGUAUCAAGCUGAGGAAAGUGCAGCAGCGCAGCAACACCGGUCAGCUCUGAAGCUGCUGCCACCUCCCCGUUACAGCACCUCUCUUAUGAAGCGGUAAAAAUGCUUCUAAGCUUUGGGUGACUUGCUCCUCCUUCCUUCAGUCUAGACACCAACAGCACCUUCCAGUGGCUCCGCUCCAGCUUCAGUUUCUUUAAAGACCAACCGGUUAUCAAAAAAGGAACUCAUCUGCUCUACAAAAUGGCGGCCGAGGGUUUCCAGUACCGUGCCCUCUACUCGUUCACCAAGGACCAGGAGGAGGACUUGGAUCUCCAGCCAGGAGACCUCCUGACUGUCAGCAAGGCCUCUCUGGUGUUGAUGCUGACCUACGAGGAGGGCUGUGAGGAGCAUCCGCAGCGUCUAGGCUGGCUCCUAGGGUACAACGAACGCACCAAACAGAGAGGCGACUUCCCAGGAACGUUCGUGGAGUUUGUUGGCCCGGUUAAAAUGGCCCACCCGUCGAGUCAACCAAGGUCCCGGCGGCCUCUCCCUGCUGCUCCCGUUCCAGAAUCGUCUCAUGCUGUUCCUGUGCCAGAGCUCACUGAGCAGUUCACACCACCAGAGACGGCUCCCCCAGCCCUCAUCAGCCUGAUCCAAGCCUUAGAACACAGAGGUCUGGACAGCAAAACCUUGUACAGAAGAGAAAGCCCCUCAGACGGCUCGGUGUACACUCUGAGCACCGAAGGCGAUGCUGCUCAGGGCGACGUCGCUUCCUUGUCUGAGAGUAUCCUGAGCUACCUGAGAGAGCUCCCAUCACCUCUCAUCCCUGAAUGCAUCUAUCCGCAACUUCAAGCCGCCAUCUUGCAGCAGUCAGGAGAAGGAGCUGUUGCUGCGGGUCAUGACAGAGAGGUCAGUCGUGUUCUGGAGAACUCUACGGAGGUGCCUCUUCAUCAUCGCCUCACCCUGCAGUACCUCUUCACACACCUGACCAAGGUGGCCCAGGCUUGGGCCAGCAACGGCCUGGACGCUCACACUCUGGGGAAGGUUUUUGGACCCCUUCUGAUUCGGACGGCCCCCUCUGCCCCGGGGUCUUCAUCGGAGGAGGACUUCCCCAGCCUAGUGGUGGAGAGGCUGCUGGUAGAGAGAACCGCACAGCAGGACCUUCCUCCUCCCGUUCUUCCAGCAAAGCCAAUCAAAUCCAAAUUAACUCCAUCAGAAAUGACAGAUACAAGCAGCCUGUUGAACGACGCAGAGUGGUACUGGGGAGAUAUUUCCAGAGAGGAGGUGAACGAGAAGUUACGAGACACUCCAGAUGGGACCUUUUUGGUGCGAGACGCCUCCAGUAAGCUGGAGGGCGAAUACACGCUGACUCUGAGGAAAGGAGGGAACAACAAGUUGAUCAAGAUUUAUCACCAGGAGGGUCGUUACGGGUUCUCAGAGCCUCUAACCUUCCGGUCUGUGGUGGAGCUCAUCAAUCACUACCGCCAUGAGUCCCUGGCUCAAUACAACGCCAAGCUGGACACCAAGCUUCUCUACCCCAUCUCCAAAUUCCAGCAGGUGGUUAAGGAGAACAGCAUAGAGGAAGUCGGAGAGCAGCUCAAGGUCUAUCAUGAGCAGUACCAGGAGAAGAGCCGCGAGUACGACUCUCUGUACGAGGAGUACACACGCACCUCACAGGAGCUGCAGAUGAAGCGAACAGCCAUCGAAGCUUUCAAUGAAACCAUCAAGAUCUUUGAAGAGCAGUUUGAGACUCAGGAGAAAUACAGCAGAGAGUCUUUGGAGCGAUUCCAGCGGGAGGGCAACGAGAAGGAAAUUCAGAAGAUCCAGAGCAACUCUGAGCGUUUAAGGUCCCGCGUGAAAGAGAUUCAUGACAGCAAACGUAAACUGGAGCAAGACCUGAAAGAGCAGGUGUCUGACAACAGGGAGAUUGACAAGAAGAUGAACAGCCUGAAGCCGGAUCUCAUGCAGCUUCGCAAAAUCAGGGACCAGUACUUGAUAUGGUUGACGCAGAAAGGAACAAGGCAGAAGAAGAUCAACGAAUGGCUGGGCAUAAAGAACGACGCAGAUGACUCCUACUCUCUGGACGAAGAUGAAAGCUCACCUCACCAUGAUGAGUGCACAUGGUACGUUGGCGACAUCAGACGCACACAGGCUGAGGAAAUGUUGAGAGGCAAAUGCGAUGGAACAUUUCUCAUCCGAGAGAGCCAAUCCCAGAAGGGCUCUUACGCCUGUUCUGUUGUCGUCGACGGCGACACCAAGCACUGUGUCAUCUACAAGACGUCCACAGGCUACGGAUUCGCCGAGCCUUACAACCUCUACGCGUCUCUCAGAGAGCUGGUGCUCCACUACAAAAACGUCUCCUUGGCCCAACACAACGACCAGCUGAAUGUAAACCUAGCCUACCCGGUGUUGGCCCGCUCCCAGAACCAGAAGUAGAACCAGCAUGAAUAAUGUAACCAGCAGGUGAUGGGGUACCAAACCUCUGUAAACUGUGUCGGGUGAGAAACGCUCACCGUCUCUGUUUUAAAGAAAAAAAAGUUUAUUUUAUUCUUUUUGGUUUGGGCCUGAUGUAUCCAUUCUGACUCCUGGAUAGGUACCGAAACGUCUGCCUUUUAAUUUAAGCCUUUUGUGGUUGGCAUGACCUGGAUGACUUAGAAUUUACACAGGCCUGAUAUAUUAACUAACUUUACCCGGGUCCGUUAAAGCCUGGCAUACACUGUGCGAUAUAUUACUGGGAAGAAGAAGAAGAAGAACUCCCUUGUUUGUUGGUAAAUCGGCUCGUAGCUCAGCUUCAACAGCAGGAUUUGCCCACGAACGCCUCACAACGGCCAACUGAAAUUCAAACAUGUUUGAUUUUCUCCUGACCUUACAAUUCCUGAUCAGGAGGUGGUCGUUAGAGGCUAAUUGCCCCUUGUUACCCCCUGCAUACGACACAACGCACGAUCAGGCUGAAAGUCGGCACCAUCGAAAAAAAGUCCUGGCACGACCGCAGAAUCGUGUUUGUUUAUCUUACAGCGUAUGCCCGGCUUAAAGGAACCUCUUUGAUAGAAAACCUGGCCUAGCAAUAAGCACACCACUACUGAUCCAGGUACUUUAGCCGAAAUGAUCAAAGUCAGCCUCUACAUCAGGCUGAAACAAUCCUACUGUGUCAAGUACAAGUAAAAAACAAAGACAUAGAAGUUAGAUUGUUAAAGGAAGACGAAAAAAGCACAAAUGAGUCUUUUAAGACUGCACAAAAAAACAGAAAGAACACGUUGUGAAGACAAU